AUGGCCUUGAGACCUGGUGAUGUGGUGCUUGUGCGUUACGACGAUGACCUUUGGCACGAAAGGCUGAUUUUGUUUCACAUACAAGGCCACGAGUAUGUGGUGUGCUCUCCAGACUACGACAUCUUCGUGGAGCAGUUGGACGCCCAGAACCCGGACCUCACGGGCAUCCGAUUCCCGGCGGCGCCAGGCGCGGCCGUCAUGGGGGUCGGCCGGGCGCGCGCGUUCAGCCCCCGGCCGACUGCCGCCCAGCAGCAGCAACUCCUCGCGGAGGGACAGCAGGUUGGGGCGGCCGAGCUCACGGCGAGAGGGCUCCCGGCCGCGGCGCCACCAGGCGCGCCGGUUGCGGGGGCUGCUGGAGCCGCGCCCGCGGCCGUCUUGCCAGCGGGCGGUGCGGCAGCUGCUGCCAUCGUGCCAGCGGUCGCGGCAGCCCCGCCUCUGGCCGCCCCCGCUGCCGCGGCUGGCGCUGCAGCAGCGGCGCCCGUGGCGCCGGCGGCCGCGGCGCCCGCGGCCGCCGCGGCGGCCCCCGCGGUGCGCAGGAUCGCCGGGGUCGGGGGCGCCUGGGUGCUGGACGAGCCCGCCGCCGGCUUCAGCGUCGGGUUCGAGGUGCAGGCGCCCGCCGGGAUCCACGUCGUCGACUCCCGGGCCUUCCUGGGCUUCAACGGGCGGACGCGCGCCUUCAGGCUCCUGGCGGCGGGGACCGACAUCGAUCAAUAUGUGAUGCAGCGGCAGACCGAGCUGGCCAUCGACAGGCGUACCAUCUCGGUCGACCCGACGGGGAGGCCCCGCGCCUUCGCGGAGUGCGCCGCUGAGAUGAUCGAGGACCCUAACGUGAAGUACUCGCUCUCCGGCCCGCGCACUGGCGGCUACCUCGUCGAGAGGACGGCGCGCGGGGGCGGAGGGGGCCUCGUACAUGAGCACGACAAGUGGGUAGCGGAGUCAGGCGCCAAGCCUCGCGACCGCUCGGUGCACGAGCACCAGGUCCUCACGAAGGCGCUGCAGAUCGGCGCGACCGAGGACGGGCUCAACCUCAGGAACCUGGGCAUGGCGGAGCUGCCGUUCAGGAGGAAGCAGCUCAUCGAGGAGGUGCACGCAGACAACCCGCAUAAUCCGAGCUGGGACGGCUGGGAGCACUACCUCGGCAUCGAGGAGCGCAAGGGCGGCGCUGGCAUGGCCCCCUCGCUGCGGCAGCACGUGGCCAGCGAGAUGGGCAAGCAGGCCGCCGUCGACAAGGAAAAACGCAAAGCACGAGAAGCGAAGAAAGGCGGAAAGUCCGGCAAGGACGAUUCCGCCAAUAAGGACUCCAACGCGGCCGUGGAGGCGCUGAACGCCCUGUACGGCUGCGAGACGGCACCUGCCAGCACCAUCAACGAUGCGCAGGCGGCGGCUCACAGGCAUAUCCUUCGGACGAUCUCCUCAGCUACACCUUCAAUACCUGUGCCUACGCCUGAGGAAGCUUCACGAGAGUUUCUCGGGCAUCGUCUCGAUUAUCACGGCGACGGCAGCGCAGUGGUGCCGUACGAUGGCUCGAAGGUCUCGUUGCCCGACGGCUCGUCGCCCCCGGUGCCGCUCGCGGACGUCCUCCCACCUCGGCUCAGCGAGGUGGUCCGCAUUUUUGAGGACUUGAUGCUCUCGGACAGGCCAGAGGAUGACGUUAAGGCCGAGCAGGCCCAGGUCGCCCCCUACUUCGACGAGAGGCUCAGGGCCGACCGCUCCCUCUACAUCUCCUUCCUUGCCCGGAUGGCUGCCGCGGCUGGAAUCGCGGCCGAGCAAACGGUGGUCGGCUCCUGGCCGGUGCCGCCCUUGGACACCGGCCCGAUCACCCUGCCCUACUGCGACAACGUCACGGUCUUCGGACUUUCUGCGGACAGGGCCCUCGGCGUCCGGGACCGCAUCCUGGAGGGCUUCCAGGACGCUGGGUUCCAGAUGCACGACAUCACCGAGGCCGAGCCGCUGGGCACCGUCUUGGGGGCCUCGGUCGGGGGCGAACCCGCGACCGUGCGGCGGAGCAUCGACCGCAUGUGGCUCAUCAGAGGGGCCUUGCUCUGGAUGGCCUCCCAGAAGCGGGCCUCGGGAGAGCAGGUUGAGGCGCUCAUCGGGCAUUUUGUCUCUGCGGCCAUCUUCCGUCGGCCGGCUCUCAGCAUCCUCCGAGCUUGCUACGAAUUCACCAGAGUCGCCGGGAAAAACCAUAUUGACCUCUGGGCCUCCGUCCAGUAUGAGUUCUGGCUCAUGGCGGCCGUCCUCCCCGUCCUCUCCUCCGACAUGUCGUUGGGCUGGGCUGGCGAAGUCUGGGCUACCGACGCGUGCAAGUCUGGGUACGGGGCUUGUAAGAGGAUCCUCUCCAGCAGGGAAGUCGGGGACAUCGGGCGGUGGAACGAGAGGUGGAGAUUUCGGCGUCUACAACCUUCAGAAUGGGCCCCUCGGGCCCGGGCUCUGGGAGAAUUUGACGCGGUGGUAGAUCCUCGUACUGUCGAUCCGGAUGGCUCCGUACCAGCUGAUAGGCGAUGGAUUGAGCGCGAGGGUUUCCCCGAGGUCCCUUUCGAGGUCUGCCAGAAGGGCCACUGGAAGACUGUGUAUGCGGGGAGGUUUCGCUACUGCGAGUACAUCGGUGUCUUGGAGGGGAGGGCUUUCCUGUGGGCCCUGCGUCGCGUUGCCCGCUAUCCUGAAUGUCACGGGGCCCGCAGGCUCUUCCUGGUCGACAACUACGGGCUCGCGCUGGCCCUCACGAAAGGCAGAGCCACGAGCUUUGGAUUCUUGCAGGUUUGUCGCAGGUCCGCAGCCAUUCAGCUCGCGGCCAACCUGAGCUGCUCGGCGCGGUGGAUCCCGUCAGAGUGGAACCCGAGCGAUGAGCCAUCCCGCCUCUUCGAGCGGGCUGCUGCGAGUCGUCGCGCUGUCGGCCGUCCAGAACGCGGCUGGCGGGAGCACCUCGACGGCCGCGGGCCCUGGUCGCCGGAGAGCCGCGGGAGGCCGGGGAAAGGGGCCGACGGCCGCCAGGCGCGCCGGGCAGAGCAGGCUGGUGGUCCGCGGGCCGCCGCCCUCGGCGACAGCUGCACGUUGCAGUGCGAGACCUACUUCGACGCGUUCCGCAGAUGGGUCGCAAACGAGGUCAAGGAGCCUCUCCCGUCCACCGCCUCGGCCCUGUCGAACCUCCUCCUGGAUUACCUGGACGUGCUGUUAGAGGAGGGGAACGAGUACGGGGACGCCGAGAAGGUGGUCGCAGCUGUCAAGCACCACAUGUUCUCGGUGCCAGGUGUCAACGUCAUGCCGAGAGUGACCAGGGCGCUGAAGGGCUUCAGGAAGAAACGGCCCCCUCGGUCGAGGGCCCCGAUCCCGAGGCUCGUGAUGGCGGGCCUCGUGACUGUCCUCAAGUUCUGGGGCCUCCACGACCUGGCGUUGAUGGUACUGAUGUCCUGGGUCGCUUACCUCCGGCCGGGAGAGGCGCGAGGCCUAAAAGUGAAGGACCUGGUCGCUCCCGUGGGCCGGAAGCGCCGCCGCGGCCAGCAGUCGGCCCUCGACCACUGGUCCAUCGUGGUGGCGCCGCAGGAAGACUACGUGGUCAGCAAGACGGGGACUUUCGACGACGCGAUUGCCUUGGACUCGCCGAGCUGGGCGGGCCCUGCCCUGGAGAAAGCAGCGGGGCGCCGGGCGGGCGAGGAGCUGCUCCUGUCGGUCGAGGCGGGUCUGGCAGUCAGCAAGUUCAGAGCCGCCGCGACGCCCCUCGGGCUGCCUGGGCUGUGCCUCUACCAGCUGCGACACGGAGGGGCGUCCGGAGACCUCCUCACAAAGGCGAGGGGGCUCUCGGAGAUCAUGGCCCGGGGGCGCUGGCUGUCGGGGGUUUCGGUGCGAAGGUGCGCCAAGGCGGGGCAAGUGCAGAAGCUGCUCCACGCGCUGCCGCGCGACGCCAAGCUGUUCUGCGAGUGGGCCGACGAGAACCUGCAGGGGAUCAUCGAGGGCGCGGUGGCGCCCAGGCUCCCGGCGGGAAGCUCAGCAGGCCCCCAGGCCGCCCGCGCCGCGGCGUCGUGA
Prorocentrum cordatum is the source of this 4020-nucleotide messenger RNA. Lineage: Eukaryota; Dinophyceae; Prorocentrales; Prorocentraceae. The record is from the annotation of a GenBank genome assembly.